AUGAAACAUCCACAUUAUUAUGAUUUACCAAAAGGACACAUGGAAAUUGGAGAAAGUGAACAACAAACAGCUUUACGAGAAUUAUGUGAAGAAACAGGAAUCAAAUCAUCAGAUAUUGAUGUCGAUUCUAACUUUCGAUUUGAAUAUAUUUACUAUCCGACAUACGAACGCUUUGGAGGCGAACAAGUGAAGAAGACGCUCGUAGUAUUUUUAGCAAGACUAAAAUCAGAUUCAACACAAGUUAUUCCUAGUGAGCAUCACGAUUUUCAAUGGUUCACUUGGAGUUCUCCACCAAUUCCUAUACAAACACACACAAUCGAUCCGUUACUGGAUAAAGUGUAUGCACAUCUAAACACAUAA
Molecule: messenger RNA, 360 nt
Organism: Rotaria sordida
Lineage: Eukaryota; Metazoa; Rotifera; Eurotatoria; Philodinida; Philodinidae
Source: the annotation of a GenBank genome assembly